Labeo rohita (rohu) is the source of this 596-nucleotide messenger RNA. RefSeq names its product complement C3. The transcript has 5 exons. Gene Ontology annotation, molecular function: endopeptidase inhibitor activity. NCBI's taxonomy places the organism in Eukaryota, Metazoa, Chordata, Actinopteri, Cypriniformes, Cyprinidae. The record is from RefSeq and is a predicted model, not a curated record. The annotation marks the transcript as partial.
AUGAUGAAGAAUAUACAGAUUCUGAAGAGAUUGUGUCACGUACACAGUUCUAUGAGAGUUGGCUUUGGGAGGAUAUUGAGCUAUGUGAGAAUUGUCCAACACCAGUCACAGAUAAAAUAAUCUUCCUGAAAGACCCUAUUACUACCUGGCAGAUCUUCGCUGUCAGUCUGUCACCAACUCUUGGCAUCUGUGUGGCAGAACCUGAGGAGAUGGUUGUUUUUAGAGCUUUUUCAUUGACCUCAAGAUGCCUUACUCUGCUGUGCGCAGUGAACAACUGGAAAUCAAGGCCAUUAUUCACAACUACACCAAAAAGAAGCUGAAGGUGCGUGUGGAGUUCAUGGAGACAGAAGAUGUUUGCAGCUCUGCCAGUAAGAAAGGCAAAUACAGAACAGUAGUAAACGUUGACAAAGACUCCAGCAUAUCCGUUUCAUAUGUGAUUAUUCCCAUGACUCUGGGAAAUCACAUGAUUGAGGCGAAAGCUUCAGCAUAUGAUGCUGUUCACACUGAUGGAGUGAGAAAGACGCUGAAGGUGGUGCCUGAGGGUGUGCUGACUCAGUUACAUAGAGAAAAUGUGGAGCUCAAUCCUCUCAUAAAUG